Molecule: messenger RNA, 1919 nt
Organism: Lotus japonicus
Lineage: Eukaryota; Viridiplantae; Streptophyta; Magnoliopsida; Fabales; Fabaceae
Product: UDP-glycosyltransferase 73C1-like
Exons: 1
Coding region: 186-1640 (484 amino acids)
Molecular function (GO): UDP-glycosyltransferase activity
Source: RefSeq, a predicted model, not a curated record
CGGGAAAAUAAAUAUCGAAGGGCACUUCUAACAUUUUUUUAAAAUGGUUGGGGUGUGGAUUCGUUUCAUAUAUCCAAUAAAGCUACAAAGUGUGCUUAUUUAUCUCUUAUAAGUCUCUAAUAAUUGAUAAAGAGGUAGUAGUAGACUCACUUUCAGCAUAUCCAUCUCCAACACUCAGCACAAAAAUGGCCUCCCAAGCUUCCCAGAUCCACUUCGUCUUGUUCCCUCUGAUGUCCCAAGGCCACAUGAUCCCCAUGAUGGACAUCGCCACAAUCUUGUCACAGCAGCAAGAUGUUACAGUCACAGUAAUCACCACCCCCCACAACGCAUCACGCUUCACUCACACAACCAAAUCCAGAUCCCAAAUCAGAAUCCUCGAACUCGAAUUCCCACACAACGAAACUGGAUUACCAGAAGGGUGUGAGAAUCUCGACAUGCUCCCUUCACUGGGCACCGCCUUAACUUUCUUCAACGCAGCAAGCAACCUUCAGAAACCAGUGGAACAGCUUUUCAACGAGUUAACACCGCCACCAAACUGCAUCAUUUCCGACAUGUGUUUGCCUUACACCGCCAGAAUAGCAGCCAAGUUCAACAUCCCGAGAAUCUCUUUCCUCGGACAGAGCUGUUUCACGCUGUUCUGUCUCUACAACAUAGGCCGCCACAAAGUUCGCCAGAACGUGACUUCAGAAACAGAGUACUUUGUUCUCCCUGGUGUCCCUGACAAGAUUGAGAUGACAAAAGCGCAGAUUCCUGGGCCUUCUGGAGCAAGGAUGGACCAGAAUCGGAUAGCUUUUUACGCCGAAACCGCUGCGGCGGAAGCUGCUUCUUAUGGGGUUGUCAUGAAUUCAUUUGAAGAGCUGGAGACAGAGUAUGCAAAGGGUUACAAGAAGGUGAAAAAUGGUAAGGUUUGGUGUAUUGGUCCUGUUUCACUCAGCAACAAUAAUAAGGUUUCUAUUGAUGAAGAUGAACAUUACUGUAUGAAGUGGCUUGAUUUGCAGAAAUCAAAGUCUGUGAUCUAUGCUUGCCUUGGAAGCAUGUGCAAUUUAACUCCUCUGCAGUUGAUAGAGCUUGGUUUGGGUUUAGAAGCAUCAAAUAGACCCUUCAUUUGGGUGAUCAGGGAAAAGAGUGGAAGUCAAUUAGAUGAGUUGGAGCAUUGGAUCAAGGAACAAGGAUUUGAGGAAAGGAACAAUGGUAAAGGGCUUUUGAUUCGAGGUUGGGCGCCUCAGGUGUUGAUACUAUCGCACCCUGCAGUUGGAGGGUUCUUAACUCACUGUGGUUGGAAUUCGACUUUGGAAGCGAUUUGUGGCGGUGUACCUAUGGUUACAUGGCCGCUAUUUGGGGACCAGUUUUUCAAUGAGAAGCUGAUUGUGCAGAUUUUGGGAGUUGGAGUGAGAGUUGGAGUGGAGGCUCCUGUGAAAUGGGGUGAGGAAGAGGAAAUAGGGGUGCUGGUGAAGAAGGAAGAUGUUGAGAGAGCAAUUGAAGAGUUGAUGUAUGAGAGUAGCCAAAGUGAUGAAAUGAGAAGAAGAGUUCAAGAGCUUGCUGAGAUGGCUAAGAGAGCUGUGGAAGAAGGAGGGUCUUCUCACACUAAUGUGACCCUCCUUAUUCAAGAUAUCAUGCAACAAACCAAGAGUUCAAAAUGAUUUUUCUUAGUACUAAUAUGUUCAAUUGGUUAAUCCUUAGAUUAGUGUACACCAUGUGUUCACAAGUAUUAAGAAGUUUCAAUGUCAAUCCUUAGAUUGGGGCACACCAUGUACGCCUAUUCAUGUACCGUAUUUUCGGCUAGACACCUGCAAUGCAAUUUGUGGCGGUUUGCUAGAAAAUAGUGGUACACAAAAAUUUUUAGGAAUUUAUCAAGAAGUUCCAUAAAUCAAUAAACUCUUGCAGCAUAGUAUAUGUAAUAUAAGGUACUUUUUUUUGUA